Molecule: messenger RNA, 216 nt
Organism: Schizophyllum commune H4-8
Lineage: Eukaryota; Fungi; Basidiomycota; Agaricomycetes; Agaricales; Schizophyllaceae
Exons: 1
Coding region: 1-216 (71 amino acids)
Source: RefSeq, a predicted model, not a curated record
AUGUCACACCAAGCGGCCCAUCGACCCGUCCUAGACCACACUACACAGGUGUUAGGACGGAAGAGAACUCCAGCGCGGCCCGCCCUCGGUCCCCAUGCUCCUGGGCGUGUAGUGCUUCAUAUAUUCCUGUUCGUAGGUGCGGGGGUUACUCCUCCCCACUCGUGCGGUGCUCAAGGACGUGUAGGGAUAGCUCACCGCGCUGUCCGAAGAAGAUAA